This is a messenger RNA of Medicago truncatula (barrel medic), 1648 nucleotides long. Its product is annotated as methionine aminopeptidase 1B, chloroplastic. Gene Ontology annotation, cellular component: chloroplast. The transcript has 11 exons. The record is from RefSeq and is a predicted model, not a curated record. NCBI's taxonomy places the organism in Eukaryota, Viridiplantae, Streptophyta, Magnoliopsida, Fabales, Fabaceae. Gene Ontology annotation, biological process: proteolysis. Bases 100 to 1170 code for a protein of 356 amino acids. Gene Ontology annotation, molecular function: metalloaminopeptidase activity.
UAGUCAUACAUUUUUGCACUAAAUAUCGUCAUCUGAAAAAUAAAACAAAAUCCCUUUUGAAAUUCGUUUAUCCGCUUCUCCGUUCCUCUCUUACUGAAAAUGGCGCUCACUGCUUCGCUCGGACACUCUGCAUUUCUCCAACUCUCUACUUCCUUUUAUGGCGACACAUCACCUUCUUCUUCAAUUUCUACUACGUUUCCCGGAAACCAAUCAUUUUCAAGAAAACAAUUUGUGGUUUUUGCUCGGAAGAUGUCAGGAUUGGAGGAGGCCAGAAGAAUCAAGAGAGAACGUGAACUUCAGGUUGUGAAGAAGGAUAGAAAAGGGCCUCCAUUAAGGCGUGGAAAAGUAUCGCCACGGCUACCUGUCCCUGAUGAUAUACUAAAGCCUCCUUAUGUAGGCUCAGAUAUACUUCCAGAAAUGGGAACUGAAUAUCAAAUUCAUGAUUCUGAAGGUAUAGCUAAAAUGAGGGCUGCAGGUGAGCUUGCAGCACGUGUCUUGAACUUCGCUGGAACUUUGGUUAGGCCUUCUGUAACAACUAAUGAAAUUGAUAAAGCAGUGCACCAGAUGAUAAUUGAUGCUGGUGCUUAUCCCUCACCCCUUGGUUAUGGUGGAUUUCCGAAAAGUGUAUGCACAUCAGUUAAUGAGUGCAUGUGCCAUGGGAUACCUGAUUCUCGGCAGUUACAGAAUGGUGAUAUUAUCAACAUUGAUGUGACAGUCUACCUGAAUGGAUAUCAUGGAGACACGUCAAAGACUUUUUUUUGUGGGGAUGUCAGUGAUGCAAUUAAAAACCUUGUUAAGGUAACUGAAGAGUGCUUGGAGAAAGGAAUAGCCGUUUGCAAAGAUGGUACCCCUUUUAAGAAAAUUGGAAAAAGAAUCAGUGAGCAUGCCGAAAAGUAUGGCUACGGUGUAGUGGAGCGUUUUGUUGGGCAUGGUGUUGGAACAGUGUUUCACUGUGAGCCAUAUAUUUAUCAUCAUCGCAAUGACGAAGGAGGUUGCAUGGUUGAAGGUCAAACAUUUACAAUUGAGCCUAUUCUUUCAAUGGGAAGCACUGAUUGCAUUACAUGGCCAGAUAACUGGACAACAGUUACAACUGAUGGCAGUCCGGCCGCACAGUUUGAGCAUACCAUUCUGAUAACUAGAACUGGAGCUGAAAUUUUGACUACAUGUUGAUGUGUUUCAUUCUGGAAGAUUAUGCACAGGUAAGAAACUCAUUCUCUUGUGCAUUCAUUCAACGGUACAAUUUCUGAGAGCAAAUAUGAAGUUCUUGCUACAUAUCUAGUGAAAACUCUUGAGACACUACAUCCAGAGAGACCUGCUGAGAUGACUAUCUGGAGGCUGGAUUGGUAGGGGCCUACUUGUUUGUGCAUUUAUCAAGAAAAAUAACUUAGUUAAAGGAUGUAUUUUUAAAAUUAUAUUAUAUCUUUUGGAAAUGGGUAAAAAAUAGCAAAAAUGUUCAUAGAAAAAUUCUAAAAAGAAAGUUGUAUUGUAGAAUCGUUUUUGGGGGGAUUUGAUUCUUCGUAGCUAGUAAUUUAUGUUAGAUAGUAACGUAAGACACAUCAACCAUUGGUUAGAUUUAACAUUGGAGAUCACAUGUGCAUGUAAUACUAAUAAUUGAUUUUUAAUAAUAGUUAAUUCUUUACUGUUAAAA